AAAAGCAAGAAUGUUCUAACUUUUUUGAAUAUUAUUAAAGCUUAUUUGAUUUCUGAAUUUCUCAAGGCAUUAACAAACAAAGGAUCACUUCUCCUUUCUCUGUUUCUCUCUUUAAAAACCAUCCCAUUUUUAGUUUCUUUUUCAAGCGAAAGCUUCUUAAUCCUUCGUCUCUUCCGCCAUGAAAGCUCUUCGCCACAAGAAAGAUCACCCCACCAAAUCGCUUAAUUGCGCAGUUCCUUUCUGUUUCUUCUGCACGAUGAACGAAACAGACCCAUUUCUCAGAACCUUCAAAAUCACUGAAUGCUUCAAAGAAAUGCCAUUGAGAGAUGAUCCAGAGUCCGUUCUUGCACUGAGUGGACUAUGGAACAUUGCCAUGACCCGACCCGAUAACUCGGAAUUUCCAGAGCUUGGGAUUUUUGAGUGUAUGGCAAAGCUUAUUUGCAGAGGAAUUAGAGACAGGGAAUGGCUGUUUGAAGACCAGAAUGUUUAUAUUCCUUAUUAUGCUGCCCAUAUUAUUGGGUCCUACGUCAUGAACAGAGCUGAAUUUGCACAAAUUGCUGUUGAAUCUGGAGUGAUUCCGCCAUUAAUGGAGCUUUUGAGAGGAAAAAUCAGCUGGGUCGAGCAGAGAGUGGCAAUUCGAGCUCUUGGUCAUUUAGCAAGCCAUGAAAGGACGUUUGAAUCAGUUGCUAAGAUUGGAGGUGAGACCGUGGAAUUGGCAAUGGAAAUUGCUUCAACAUUUGUCGAAAAUGUCUACACUCAAUUCCUCUGUAUCAAACAGAGAUUGAAAUAUCAACGAACUUUGCUCACGAGAGGCCUUGGAGGGGUCGAAAUUGAGAACAGAAAAGCAGAGGAAUGGGCCAUUCAAACACAGUGUUGGUCUCUUUAUCUUAUCAAUUGUUUCGCUCGCAAAGAGAGGCAUCUAAAUUUAAUCUGUAAAACGAAUUUCUUGAAGAAUUUGUGUGGAAUUUGGGGUGGAUUGAUAAACCCAGAAGCCCCUGGGGGAAUUGGGCUUUUGAGGACUCUCUGUAAAACAGAGACUGGAAGAAAAGCUGUGGCCGACUUGGAAGAAGUCUUGAAUUAUCUCUGUGUUCUUGCAAGAUCCUCGCAUGAAUGGCAGAUUAUGGCAAUUGAAUGCCUUUUGAGUUUGAUUAAAGACCCAGAAACAAGAUACAGAGUUCUCGAAACCUCUGUUUUUUCUCUUGCUGAUUUGGUAGAACUUGAAAUUAGCAGAAAUCAAAGGAGGCCAAAAUUGGGAGACACUUUAACACGAACAUUGUUGCAAGAUUACCACAAAAUCAAAUACGGAAAUAAAAGGCUUCACAGUGAAAGAGCAGAGAGAGCAUUAGGGGAAAUUUGGGAUUUGAAAGUUGAGAAGAAGAGGAAAGAGAAAUUAGUGUCAGAGAAAGAGGUGAAAAAGAGGACACUCUUAGUGGGUAUUCUCAAAAGACAGGGGAAUCACAAAUUUAGGAGUGGAGAGAUUGAAAAUGCUGCAAUGAAAUACACAGAAGCUUUGAAUAUAAGCUUACCCAAAAUGAGAAAACAGAGAUUAGUACUUCAUAGCAACAGAGCUCAAUGUUUUCUACUGCUGAGGGACCCAGAAGCCGCCAUUAGUGACACGACUCGAGCUCUGUGCUUGUCGAAACAGGGGACUCCUCACAUGAGAAGCCUGUGGAGAAGAUCACAAGCUUACGAUAUGAUGGGAUUGGGUAAAGAAAGUUUAAUGGACUGUUUGGUUUUUGUUAGUUGCAGAAUUAAGUUGAAACACAAGAUUCCGUAUUAUGCGGCUCGGAUGAUCAACAAGCAGGUGAAUGCGACGUGGGUAUUUGGUUCUGUGAAAUUAAGAACAUUAAACAGAGAUGAAGAGCUUGCUCGAGAAUCGCCAAUGGGGGAAUGUGAAGACGGGAGGAUGUUGAUGAGGAAGAUGAAGGAGAAGAAGAAUGGCUACUGAACAUUGUGUUUAAUUAAUGUGGGGUUGUAAUAAUUCUUGGGAGGUGGCAGUGGUACAUAUUAAUUAAUGGAGGGAUUGAAGAGAGAAUGUGAUGGUCCGCUUUGAAAUUCAUGUA
Messenger RNA from Benincasa hispida (wax gourd), 2063 nucleotides. RefSeq lists its product as uncharacterized. The record is from RefSeq and is a predicted model, not a curated record. Gene Ontology annotation, molecular function: protein binding. Lineage: Eukaryota; Viridiplantae; Streptophyta; Magnoliopsida; Cucurbitales; Cucurbitaceae.